This is a messenger RNA of Syzygium oleosum, 767 nucleotides long. RefSeq lists its product as uncharacterized. The record is from RefSeq and is a predicted model, not a curated record. NCBI's taxonomy places the organism in Eukaryota, Viridiplantae, Streptophyta, Magnoliopsida, Myrtales, Myrtaceae. The transcript is spliced from 2 exons. Bases 128 to 523 code for a protein of 131 amino acids.
ACUCUAUUACUCUCCUUUCUCUCCACGACCACCCGCUUCUCUUCUACAGUUCUCUCCUUUCAGACUCUCCUUUGUCUCCACUUUCUGAUUCUCCUUUGUCUCCACCGCCACCCCUAUCUCUUCUCCAAUGGCUAGUAACGGUGCCACCCUCCGCCAACGCUCGGAGCUUUUGCUCAAGGCAGAAAAGGACCUAAAAAAGGUCAAAAGUAGCCCCAAAGCAAGCGAAGAUGAAAAGAAGUAUAUUGCAGAUCAGAAAACUACCGCCCAAGAUGAUCUUAAUGAUAUUGUAGAUUCCAUCAAGGAUGAAGAAGUCCUCGUACUAAACACCAUGGAAGAAGUCAAGGCGUUUAUCGGCUUACAUUCCACAUAUUUUGCAGAGGGCAAGCGGGGUUCGCUCAAGAAGGUGGAAAUAGGUAGCGUAGGUAGCGUAGGUAGCAAUGACACUAAACGAAAAAUGUGGGCGAUCCUUGAAUCAGCGGGAUUCAAGGUAUCCAACCCGAGCCUAACCUUCACAUUCCCCUGAUCUUAGAUCAAGUGUUUCCAAGUGUUUUCAGUGCCCGAGUGUUUCUAUCCAAGUGUUUUCAGUGCCCAAGUGUUUCUAUCGGUCCAGUGUGUAGGUUGUCUGUAGGUUCAUAUGGUCUUUAUCAGUGUCGGCAGUGUGUGCGUGCUCAUGUGUAGUGUUUCCGUGCUUAUGUGUAGUAGUGUUUCCAUGAGCACAGUGCGUGUUUUCCAUAUGUAGUGUGCCUGAGAGUUAUUCGACUUAGUUA